GGCCGGCGCUAGAGGCAAUGGAGGAGCGAAAGAAGAAGAGCGCGGCGGGGCUGAACGACGCGGCGGGAGAAGGACGGGAGGCGUUCAGACGAUCCCCGAGGGCGCGCGUGCGGGAGCAGAGACCUGGGUGGCGAGUAUUGUGGCGUAAGAGAAAACCGAGGGGAGAGAGUGCAAGCGGGAUGCAGGGUAGACAGACCCGCUCCACACCCUGUCCCUGCACAUACCAUAGCCACCUUCAGAAACAUUGCGUUUCUGCUAAUGAUGGCUGCGAUGGAUCCCCUAAUGGCCUUAUUAACAUUUGUAAGAUUUAUGAUAAACGUAUUUGAAUUUCUCUUCAUAUGUACAUGUGUGUGCACCUGUAUAUAUAAACACACAAUAUGCAUGCACAUAUACUCCACAAUGAUACAUACAUUUAAUUUAUGUAUGUGCGUGGGUGGGUCUCAUGUUUUAUGAAUAAUAUUUCUAGCCUUUUUUCUAGAAUCAGAAACAACAAAGAGGUUUGCACCACCUUAAAAUACUAUGGUUUAUGCUUUCAUAGAGCCCACUUCACAUCAGAAAAGUCUUCUAGGAUGAAUUUUAAUUACAGGGUCUAUUGAUGUCCAGGCAUUCAAACCACUCAGAUCUGCUAAGUUUCAAAGUUGUUGCCUUAUGAACUAUAUAUGUGGACUAGCAUCGUAUAUAUGGACUAGAUACUUAGAUUUUUUUAAAAUGUUAGAGCGGUGUGUGAAUAUACAUAGUAUGUGUGCAUGUGUGUGCGUGGGGAGAAUAAUUCUAUCCAUUCCUCUGCUGGAGCUUCAAUUUACAGAUUUUGAUGGGGCUAAUGAUAACAUAAUUGUGUUAUUUGUUAUAAUGGGCUGAAAUGAUAAGAGAGGAAGUCUUCAGAAAAAUAUUACUCAUGCAUUUGUCAGAAAUGCUUGAGGUACAGGAUAUCUGGUCUUUGGAGUAAAAAUGAUUUUUCUUGCUGUUCUAACAGAUCUUGGUAGUUGCAUUGGUACUUUUAAGUGAUUAACAAUCCCCAUCUGAUUUAUCAAGCCUAUGCAAUUACAAACAUUUCCGCCUCUGACUUUGUGCAUAUGUAUAGUUGCAUCUGGGAUACAGUAUUUUGGUGUCUGCCUGAUAUACCUGACAUGAAAAUAUGUACAACUUAAUGAAUCUAAAUAAUAUUCCAUUAUUUAACUCUUACAUUAUAGUGGAGUUCCAAACAUAACAUUACAGCAGAUAUGUGAGUCAGUCGUACAGAUCAAUGGCUAAUACCAACAGGUUAAGUGCAUGAGGCACACAGUCAAAAUGUUACUUUCAUAUUAUACUUUUUAUAGUGUUAUUUACUGAAUUUUUAUCUCACACCAUUAGCCAGAAGGCUCCUUGUUAUGUUUUUUUAACACUAGUCUAUUGGCUGGUAAUUCUGUGCUUGGCAAGAUAAUAAUGAAUCCUGUUAAAUGUGUUUUAUGCUUGACCAACACCUGUGUGUUUUUGGGUGGUAGAGAAGCAAGCAACUGCAUUUGUGACCAGCUUGCUUGAAUUAUUCUCCAGGAGAGGACAAUGGACAGUGCUUGAGGAUAUGCUGAUUCUAAAGCUGUGCAGAACCAGAGAUGACUGCUUAAACAUUAGUAUAGAGAUGGAUUUGGCCCAGAAGUUGCUUAUUCCUGGGUAUAGGAGGAGGGAAGUAAAAAAGUAUAUCUAAAUGCACAUUUCUGAGAAGGUAUUUCCAUUGCAUUCAGAUAAUGCACUGGCAUAUGCUUUGAAGAGAUUAAUCCCUGGAAUAUUUUGAAAUAAACCCAUACUUUCUGCUUCAUAACUCUUUUGUCUUAGAUCCAGACAGUUCGAGUGGGACCCCAUUUGUUCCAUGAAUGGAAGGACACCCUUCCAUUUGUGUACACAUAUUUGAAGCUUCCAUAGUUAGAAGACAGCUUGUGAUUCCCCCCUUCAUCCUUCAGCCUCCCAUGCAGGAUCAAAGAAAUUCAGCAAAUGGAAGGGGUCUUUCAUUUCAUAGAAGAAAAAUUAUUAUAAUAAUGUUUAUUAAAGAAAUACAUAUACUAUUUCUUUAAUUUGCCCCUCUAGGUCCUGCAGACUAGACUCAUUAAGCUUUAAUGUAUGACCUGGUAUUUGUUAUUUUAAAAAAUUACAUCAGGCAAUUUAUAGCAGAAGAAAUUUGUGUCAAGAAAAACUUGCAUGGAAAAAAUAAACUAUUUUUUUCUCAUAAGUUUCCAAAAUAGCGGUAUGCACUAGGAAAAGCUAUGGUAUAGUUGCAGCUGUGCGUUAACUAAUUAGAGCAUAUUUUUGCUUAAGGUUGACAGAUUUUCUGUGGUUAUAUAUUUUCAAGACAACAACUUGACAUUAUGUAAUUUUUAUUAAGAAUGCAUUAUAAUGAUGAACUGAUUAUUUUCCCUUUAAAUAGAAACUCUUGUAGCCCUGAAACAGAAGGACACUUUUUGAAUUCCUUAGUGCAGUAUUUUGGGGACAGCCUUGGGACAAAUGUUAAAACAAUGCCUUUACUAGAGGAAAGCAUUCUACCUGUGGACCCACCGCUGACUUUGCCAGUGGUAGUAAUAGGAAAUGGACCAUCAGGAAUAUGCCUCUCUUACAUGCUGUCUGGAUACAGGCCAUAUUUGUCUCCUGAAGCUGAACAUCCAAAUCCAGUUUUGCAUAAUAAAUUAAAAGAAGCUAGUCAUCUUUCUCUUGUUGAUCAGGACCUAGAAUACUUGGCUGAAGGCCUGGAAGGACGCUCUUUGAAUCCUGUUGCAGUUCUUUUUGACACGCUGCUUCAUCCUGAUGCUGACUUUGGAUUUAAUUAUCCACCAGUUCUUCACUGGAAACUAGAAACUCAUCACUAUAUCCCGCACAUAGUGCUGGGCAAAGGACCACCUGGUGGAGCUUGGCAUUCUAUGGAGGGUUCUAUGCUGACCAUCAGCUUUGGAGACUGGAUGGAAUUACCUGGAUACACAUUUAAAGACUGGGCUGCCACUAAGAGAAGAAAUAUAAAGUGUGACCGCGUUCUACCAGAAGAAAUUGCUAGCUACUAUAAGCACUUUGUUAAAGUCAUGGGCUUACAGAAGAACUUCAGAGAAAACACUUAUAUAACAUCUGUAUCAAGACUCUAUCGAGAAAAGGACCAUGAAGAUGAAGUCCAAGAGAAUGCAGAUGUUUUGCCACAUUUGCAACUGGAGGAGCAAGGUGGGCAGACUACACUGAUAAAGAGAAACUGGGAAAUCAGAGGUUACCAGAGGGCAGCAGAUGGGUCCCAUGUGCCAUUCUGUUUGUUCGCUGAGAAUGUUGCUCUUGCCACUGGAACUUUCGAUGCUCCUGGCCGACUCCAAGUUGAAGGAGAAGACUUUCCUUUUGUGCUCCAUUCCAUAUCUGAUUUUGGAGCAACCAUAGACAAAGGAAUAUUACGCGGGAAAGCUGAUCCUGUCUUAAUCAUAGGCGGUGGACUCACAGCAGCUGAUGCAGUUCUGUGCGCUUAUAACAAUAACAUCCCUGUAAUUCAUGCAUUCCGGAGAAGGGUUACCGAUCCAAGUUUAAUUUUCAAACAGUUGCCUAAAAAGCUUUACCCAGAAUACCAUAAGGUCUACCAUAUGAUGUGUACUCAAUCAGUUACGACAGACUACAAUUUGCAUCCUGCUUAUACCAGUUUUCCUGAACAUCGGGUAGUUUCAUUUCAGCCAGAUAAGAAGUGUGUCCUUCAGAACACUUCUGGAUUGAAGAGGAUCUUAAAGUUUUCUGUAGCCUUAGUACUAAUAGGUUCUCAUCCUAACCUAUGCUUCCUAAAGGACCAAGGCCAGGGUAUAGGCCAUCGUCCAAAUGAACCAAUUACCUGCAAGGGGAACCCUAUUGAAAUCGAUCCUUACACAUAUGAGUGCAUAAAGGAACCCAAUCUUUUUGCAGUAGGUCCACUGGUUGGAGACAAUUUUGUACGCUUUUUAAAAGGAGGGGCUCUGGGUAUUACACGAUACUUGGUUACAAAGCUGAAGAAACAUCAUCAACUCAUAGCUGAAAGAGAAGGAGAUGGAGUGGCAUAAAGCAACAGCCACAGACACCAUUCUAAGGAACUCCAGGCAUGUGCUAAUAAGUGGUCCAUUGCCAUCUAGUUAUUGACAGCCUCUGUUUUUGCUAUACAUGACUGUUCUUCAUGCCUGCAUUGCCUCAUAGAGGAAGAGGAGACUCCAGUAUUCCAGCCUUUGCAAAUACAAAAAUCUCAUAUGCUUUUCUGGAUUUGCUUCUAGAUAAAGCAACAGUAAACCAGGAUAACAUUUGCUGAUUUGGUUUCAUACUCUAGUAAGAGCUUAUUUAUCUCUCAAGAGUUUCUGCCCAUGAGAUAAUUGUUUUGCUACACAAAAGUAGAACAUGAUCUAAGAGUAGAAGCUUCUAAUUCAAAUUAAAUCAAAUACCGAGCGGGUUAUUUGCAGCAAAGUCUUUAUUUAUUUUAUAGUGGUUAUAGUGGUUACUAUAUAAAACAUAGUACUUUUUAAAUGGCCUGUGAAAUAAAGAGGUUUACUAGCCGAGAUUAAACUCUAUCCCACAUUUAUCCUUCACUGAUAAUUGGAAGCAGUCAUCAU
Varanus komodoensis (Komodo dragon) is the source of this 4553-nucleotide messenger RNA. RefSeq names its product oxidative stress induced growth inhibitor family member 2 (gene OSGIN2). The transcript has 5 exons. The record is from RefSeq and is a predicted model, not a curated record. NCBI's taxonomy places the organism in Eukaryota, Metazoa, Chordata, Lepidosauria, Squamata, Varanidae. Bases 2355 to 4016 code for a protein of 553 amino acids.